CCAUCUGGUAUCAAUCAAUUCAAUCACGAGGGGGAAUCAUUUCUGGAAUUUUUAAGCGUCACAAAAGGGAUGGAAGGGACUUACAAGUGUGAAGCGAAAAAUAAAGAAAAUACAACUAGUUCUUCUGCAUCCCUGCGUGUUUACGGAAAAGCCUCUGCUCAAGUUGUUCCAGGUCAGUAUUCAGCACUCAUAUCAGGAGACAACUUCACAUUGACCUGCAUCAUCAACGAAGAAACAAUCAAUGUAACUUGGAAGAAAAAAGGAAGCGCACCACCCGAAAGAGCAAAGAUUGAUACACGAUUGGAUGACAAAAAGAGUAAACUUGUUAUAACUGAAGUUGUGAAGGAGGACAGUGGUGUGUAUUCUUGUGAGGCACGUAACAAGCUCGGUUUUGUUGCCCGUUCCUUUGUAAAAAUAAACGUCAAAGUUCCACCCCGUGUUAGUAAUGAGUUUAGAAAUCUCACCAUUGCAUUUAACUCCACAUUUACAAAAGAGUGUUACUUGAGAGGUGAUCCAGAAGUAUCUGUCAACUGGACCAAGGAUGGAGUGCUACUUAGUAAAAACAACACCUUGAUUAUUAGACAAGCUACAUUGAAAGAUAGAGGCAAUUAUGAAUGUACUGCUAAAAAUGAUUAUGGCGAAGCAAACUCUUCCUUCUGGAUCGAUGUCACAGCAUCUCCCCAGAUCAUAGAGCCUCCGAUAAACCAGUCUGUUACCGAGGGAAACUCUGUGAACUUUAGUUGCCGAGCCUCAGGCGUGCCAACACCAACAUUAGUCUGGGUUUUUAAUAAUGCUGACCUGCCAUCUGGUAUCAAUCAAUUCAAUCACGAAGGGGAAUCAUUUCUUGAAUUUUUAAGCGUCACAAAAGGGAUGGAAGGGACUUACAAUUGUGAAGCGAAAAAUAAAGAAAAUACAACUAGUUCCUCUGCAACACUGCGUGUUUACGGAAAAGCCUCUGCUCAAGUUGUUCCAGAUCAGUAUCCAGCACUCACAGCAGGAGACAACCUCACAUUGACCUGCAUCGUCAACGAAGACACAAUAAAUGUAACUUGGAAAAAAGAUGGAGAUUCACCACCCGAAAGAGCAAAGAUUGAUACACGAUUGGAUGACAAAAAAAGUAAACUUGCUAUAACUGAAGUUGUGAAGGAGGACAGUGGUGUGUAUUCUUGUGAGGCACGUAACAAGCUCGGUUUUGUUGCCCGUUCCUUUGUAAAAAUAAACGUCAAAGCUAAGCAAAGUUUGUGGUAUUACAUUGGUGGAUCAGUGGCGGCAGUGAUUGUCAUUUCGCUAAUUGCCUGGUAUUUCUGCAAGCGUCGAAGGACAGCUAUGGCUCUUCCUGACCAAGAGCAGGCAAUUCAGAUGGAGCCAUUGAAUGCAGAGGUAGAUGAGUGGGAGGUUGCGGUCAACCGUGUCCUGCUUCAGGACGUCAUUGGACGAGGGGCGUUCGGAGCCGUGUGGAGAGCUCUCCUGAGUUCACCAAAUGGACAACCUGGAAAUCGAACAGUAGCCGCUAAAUGUUUCACGCCCACUGCUGGAGAGGAAGGAAGGAAAUGUUUGAUGAGAGAAAUUGAGCUGGGGAAACUUAUCGGUGAAAACGUUUCGCCAAACAUUGUAAAGUUCAUGGGCUGCGUUACGACAGAAAUUCACCCCAUACUCAUCAUGGAGUACUUGCCAUGUGGUGACCUACUUGGUUACCUCAGAAAAUGCCGAGGAGUGAGGGAUCGGUUUUAUCUUGGUGAGGGAAGAGCUCAGGAUUUGAACAACUACGAUCUCGUGUUGUUUGCCAAACAAAUCGCCGCCGGCAUGGUGUUCCUUGGAACGCGAGGUAUUAUCCAUCGUGACCUGGCGGCUCGAAACAUUCUCCUCGAUAACAACUAUGUUUGCAAAGUGACGGACUUUGGUAUGGCAUAUCAAAGCUUCAAGUAUGGCCAUGGAAAUGCCAAAAAGGGACGUUUGCCAAUCAAAUGGACUGCACCAGAGAUUCUGCUAGGAGAGCUUGCUGGACUUUCCACCUUGAGUGACGUGUGGUCCUAUGGAAUCGUUCUGUAUGAGAUAGUUACGCUUGGAGGAAUUCCGUACGACAGAUGGUCAGAAGCCAUGGUGAUUGCAGAGGUCACAAAGGGAUAUCAGAUGCCAAAGCCCGAUCAUGUUGACAACAAACUGUAUGAUAUAAUGAAAAGGUGCUGGAAUCGAAACCCUGACUUCCGUCCUCCUUUUGAAAACCUGCGACAAAGAAUGGACAAAUACAUUCGUGAAGAGACAUAUUUGGAACUUCUUGACAUGGGCGCUUAUGACAAGGCAAAAUACUCCAGGGUUGAAGAUCUCGGAGAUGAAGAUGCAGAACCAAGUGAGGAAGUUGCAAAGAAGGUUGAAGAUCUCGGAGAUGAAGAUGCAGAACCAAGUGAGGAAGUUGCAAAGAAGGCCUCAGCUAAGGGAUUGGGAAGAAGUGCCAGUGACCGUCGUUAGGGUACAUAAUCGUCACUUCUCGGUGCUAAACUAAGUGUAGGUUUGUGUUAGUUAAAUUUCUCUCAAUAUUAAUAUUAGAAGAAUAUGUGAAAGCUUUGUCCUUGAUUAACAAAAUGAUAAUAAUAAAAGCACAAAACCCAAUUAAUUAAUUCUUAAAGGAUGCCAAUAAUAAAUAAUUUAAUCGGUUUCAGAAUAACAAAAUUUGGAUAGAUAUGAAUUAAACUUCCGUAAUCGAUUAAAUCAGAAGAGAAACAAAGAAAGAAACAAAAAACAACGUACUUGAAAAACGGCUCGUUUAUGCCGAUAGCUGUACUUGGCGAGCUUUUCAUUGUUGUAUUGUGAAACCAUUUAGUAAAUUUGUUUGUAGCAGACGUAGUAAGAGAUCUCCUAACGGCGAUUUGAAAUUUGGUAAAAUUUUGUAGUUUGGUAAUGAAUUAGUCGUGAGGUAUUAACUAGCACUUAUCACUUAACGAAGUAUCUUCUUUAAAUUACAUAUUGCAUCACUUCUAGUGAUUUGUUUAACUUUCAAGUUACCUUUAUUUGAAAACAAGCGAGAGCAUUGUUAUUGACAUUUACCGUUUUGCUGCUAGUAUCAAAUGCUUUUGUCAUAAACGGAGAGAACAGUCUUAAUAGAGUGUGAGUUAAUUCAAAUUAAUAUUUUCUUAAGUGUUUUCGAUUCGUAUGAGAAAAAAAAACGCCAUGUAAAGGGUUCAUACUGUGGUAGACGGAAACAAUUUUACUGUGGUAAAUGGAAUGCUUGUUUAAAAACUGGACGAAAUGAGAGCACGUAUGAGCGUUUAAUUUUGUACACUAUCCAAACACAAUAAGUUGUAUUUAACAUAAUGUAAAACACUCUAUUUAAUAUCUG
Pocillopora verrucosa is the source of this 3334-nucleotide messenger RNA. Lineage: Eukaryota; Metazoa; Cnidaria; Anthozoa; Scleractinia; Pocilloporidae. The record is from RefSeq and is a predicted model, not a curated record.